AGCGCGUUUGUGUUGCAGCCUCCUCCCUGCCUCUUGCCACCUUCCUCCUUAAAAAGCGUGGCAGCCCGAUUCGGCCUUAAAUGCAGCUUUCCCGGGAAAGUAAAGCUUGCAAACGCCAACCACCCCAGCUAAGGUUUGGCCUGAUCCGGAUUGCAACCUUCUCCUGUCGUCCCAGAGUGAUGGAGGGAGAGAGAAAGUAUUGAUGGAAAGGGUUAAACUCAGAUUCCUGGGAAAUUUGAGAAGGGGGGUGGAACUGGAAGUGGUGUAAUAAUUCUCUCUCUUUCUCCCUCCCCUUCUCUUUCCUGCUUUGUUGAGAGGGUCGGAUGCCUGCUUUUGAAUGGCUGCGAGAAAAAGGUUUGGAAACAACAUGCGCAGAGUGGCUGGCCAGGUCUGCUGUGGGAACCCCGUCUUCUGAUCUAGAAGCUGUUACCCCCAAACCUUGAAUUGGGGGCUCUUCUCUCUGCGGUUCAAAGGCCACACCAGCAUUUCUGCCCCACCUUUUCCUUCAAGGAGCGCAAGGUGCUGCACAUGGUUCUUCCCUCUUCAUUUCAUCCCCACAACAACCUUGUGAGGGACCGGUCCCACUUGCCGUUCAGAAAGACACCCAGGGGAUACCGUCAGAGAAAGUCUCGGCAAAAUGCUGUAGGGUCUCCUCCUUGAACUGAACCUGUCUGUAUAGCCACAGACCCGAAACAAAAAUUUGACGUUACGAGUGUGGGAUAUUCGUCCCAAUCCCCCCCACCCUGAAGCAGAGAGAGGACACCAAGGAUCCAAGAUGGAGGAGAGGUUAGAACCCGCAGGCCAAGCACCACCACAUGGCGUCACGAUGGCAUGCCUGAAGGAGUUACCGGGCCAGGCAGCGCUGCAAAAUGGCAAGCAGCAGCUUGAGGAAUGGGCAACCCAGUGUCAGGAGUUCCUGAAGGCCCUGGACUCCCAUCGCCUAGGAUGGGGAAGCCCACCACGGUCAAAGCUUGGGCCGUGGGACGAUGCCAAGGCGUUUCUGGCUUCCUUUGAGCAAGUGGCUGAAGCCUGCCAAUGGCCUCGAGAAGAUUGGGCGGCGCGUCUCCUGCCGGCUCUCAGCGGAGAAGCCCAGCAGGCCUUUAGCGGCCUAGAAGCUGCCGAGAGGGAGGACUACAGGAAGGUGAAGGCCGCCAUCUUGCGAGGGGAAGCCAGUAGAAUGGAGGCGCUGCGGCAGCACUUCCGGCAGUUCCGCUACCAAGAAGUCGAGGACCCACGAAGGGUCUAUGGACAGCUCCAGGAGCUCUGCCAUCAGUGGCUGAAGCCGGAGAGGCGCAGCAAGGAGCAGAUCCUGGAGCUGCUGAUCCUGGAGCAGUUCCUGGCCAUCUUGCCCCAGGAAAUGCAGAGCAGGAUCAGGGCCUGGGACCCAGACACCAGCACCCAGAUGGCGGCAGAGGAGUUCCUGGUGAGUCCCCAAGAGGCCAAGGCUUGGAAAUGGCAGAUGCCGGCGGAGGAAGUGCCCACGAACCCCUCAGGAGCCAAGGGGGCACCUCAGAGGCAAAUAUACAUAGAGGCUGAUGAGAAAGCAGAAAAAGACCUCUGUUCGCUGGCCAGCGGAAUAAUGUCGCCAAGUCAUCCCAGUCCGGUGCUUCCUCCCAAAGAACAAGAAAUAGUCAACACUGAGCUUUCUGAGGGAAGUGUGAAUUUGAACGAGGUGACUGUGGCUUUGGGCAGUGCUGAGUGGGCAGUGCUGAACACCAGUCAAGGAACCAUGCAUUGGGAAGUCAUGCAGGAGGACUCUGAGGACAUCAGCUCUCUAGGAGGGUUUGUGAUUCCCAAACCAGAGGCUGUAUCCCAAAUGGAUAAAGGAGACAUGGGUUUCAUCCAGGACUCUGAGGAUGGCGAGGUAUUUGCAGAAAGCAUCUCAGAUGAUGAAGAACUUCAAAUCAAGAAGGAGAGUCCUCCGCAAGGAGGCAGAGAGCCGGAUGAAAUCUACAGCAUGUCGCUGGAAAUAUCCCACGGGAAGGCUUCUCUGGUGGCCGAGAUUCAUGAGCAAGGAUGCGAAUCUGACGAGCGAUGGGGGAGAAAGCCGGCGGAGGGAUGGGGUGAAUUAAACGAAGUGGCAGAAAGUCACGGAGCAGUGAAGGAAACCUCGAGACAUGCACGGGUGAAUAAAUUUCUGUACUCGAAAGGCGGGAAAUGGUACCGAUGCAAAUCCGGACUGGUUGCAAACCAGAGUGUCCAUUCCGCAGCCCUGCCUUACGAGUGCAUCGCGUGCGGGAAGCGUUUCCAGAAGAAGAAUUACCUGGCGAAACACCAGAGGAUCCACGCGAGGCCCAAGGUGUACCAGUGCUCCGAGUGCGGGCAGAGCUUCAGCGGGCGAGAAGGGUUCGUCCGGCACCGAGGGACGCACACAGGGGAGAAGCCUCACGAGUGCCCUCAGUGCGGGAAGUGCUUCAGCCAGAGGGAGAGCCUGAUACGGCACGAGAAGAUCCACACGGGGAAGAAGCCGUACGAGUGUCCCGAGUGCGAGAAGAAGUUCUGCCGGAGGGACUCGCUGGUAAGGCACCAGAAGAUCCACACAGGGGAGAAGCCGUACGAGUGUCCCGAGUGCGGGAAGAGCUUCAACCAAAAAGAGGUGCUGCUCAGGCACCAGAGGAUCCACACGGGAGAGAAGCCCUACGGGUGCCAGGCCUGCGGGGAAAGCUUCACCCAGAGAGCCAUACUGAACAGACACGAGAAAACCCAUCUGGGGGAAAAGGCCUUGUUAAUACUCUGAGAAUUAAUGUGGCUCUCAAAGAUGUGCUGGCCGUGUGUAUUUUGUGUGUGUGUGACAGACACAGACCUUUUUGUAAGCUGCGGAUAAUGCCUAUGUUUUCAGAGCUAUUCGGAGCAAUAGCUCAAGAGCUGUGAGCCUGGCGCUGGUUCCUGAAUUCUGGAUGUCCUCAGACAAGAGCCGCCUCAUUGGGUACUAGAAGAGGUGGGCAGGGCCAACUGAGAAUUCUCUUGCUGGCCACGCCCCUUUUGGGAGAAGCCAUUAAUGAUAGAAUCUUAGAAUUGUAGACUUGGAAGUAAUACAAAGGGUCACUUAGUCCAACUUCCUGCAAUGCCGGAAUCUCAGCUGAAGCAUCCAUGACAGAUGGCUCCAACCUCUGCUUAUAAACCUCCAAGGAAGGAGAAUCCCAUCACCUCCUGAGGGAGACUGUUCCACUGUCUAACAGCUCUUACUGCCAGAAAGUUCUUCCUGAUGUUUCAUUUGAUUCUCCUUUCUUGUAACUUGAAGCUAUUUGUUUGGGUCUUAACCUCUGGAGCAGGAGAAAGCCAGCUUGCUCCAUCUUCCACAUGGCAGCCCUUUGCUUUUUCCUGCUCUGGAUGGGGGAAGGACCAGAACCAAUGGAUUCACAAGAAAGGAGAUUCCGACUAAAGACCAGGAAGAACUUUCUGGCAGAAAGAGCUGUUUGACAGUGGAACUAUCUUCCUCGGAAGGUGGUGGACUCUCCUUGCUUGGAGGUUUAUAAGAAGACGUUGCAGGGCCACCUCCCAUGGAUGCUUUAGUUGCGAUUCCUGCAUUGCCGGGGGUUGGACUAGAUGACCCUUUGUAUCCCUUCCAAGUCUACAGUUCUAGGAAGAUCAAUUAUUAUUAUUACUGGGGGUCUAGUAAACACCUGUUUUCACAAACGCUGCUCAUCGCUAUAUCCCUUUCUCCAGCAGAUGACAACUUUUAAUUCAUGAAGGCUGCAGUCUCUCUCUCCCCCCCCCCCCCACACAGCAACACUGUUGAAAUCCUGAAGUCACUCACUUCAACAGCAAUACCACACCAUUUCAUAGGAAAACAUUCUAAAGGCUGCUUCACUAUUGAUCGGUUUCUCCUACCUCUUUCUUCUUCCCUGUUUUUGGCAAUUUACUAAUAUUAUCGUGCGAGAGUGCAUGUGUAUGUUUUCCUCCAUCUUUGGCUUUUCGCUUAAAGGUUUUUAAAUUGUUCCUGGUUUUUACACUAUUUUCUACGCAACUUGGAGCGGUUUUGAAAACGAAAUAAAACAAGAGCUGCCUAAGAUUUAUAUAUGUAUAUAUAAAAUAUAAAUAAAUAAAUAAACGUUA
Podarcis raffonei (Aeolian wall lizard) is the source of this 4056-nucleotide messenger RNA. Its product is annotated as zinc finger protein 586-like. The record is from RefSeq and is a predicted model, not a curated record. Gene Ontology annotation, biological process: regulation of transcription by RNA polymerase II. Gene Ontology annotation, molecular function: RNA polymerase II cis-regulatory region sequence-specific DNA binding; DNA-binding transcription factor activity, RNA polymerase II-specific. The coding region runs from base 776 to 2737 and encodes 653 amino acids. The transcript has 8 exons. Lineage: Eukaryota; Metazoa; Chordata; Lepidosauria; Squamata; Lacertidae.